UUGGUGUGUGUGUGGCCACUGGACACUAGCUAGGGACAUAUGCAACUGCAGCAAGCUGCACCACCACUACCUCACUACCUCCUAAUUCUAGUUGCCAACUGCCAAGAACCUAGCUGUUCAUGAUCGGUGGGGUUGCUAAACACAACUGUCUUUGUGAAAGAUCAAUUUUAUCUAAACAAAUAAGCCAUGGAAAUCAACGGGAAACCAUCAAACAUGUACAAUUAAGAGAGUGGAUUUCAAGGAUUUUUCACCAAUUAAAUUAAUAGCCACAUGCAUGUACAUAUGUCUUGUUCAAAAGUGGUAGUGGAAGAAAAGUAGAGCAUGGAAUUUCAGCCGGGUGAGAGGCUGAUACAUCCAGGCUUGCAGUGCAACGCCAUCACACCCCAAGAAUCACACAUGCACAAGGAAUAUUGAGCUUGCUUCCAUCCCUUCUUUCUUGGCUUGUUGCUAUUGCUGCUACUAUACCUAAUACUAGUGCUCACUCACCACUCCUAAUUGGAUCCCUUUCUCUCUCUGCCCUCUCUCUCCACAUAUAGUGGCAACCAAAAAUACAGUCUAAAACAAGUCACCUAGCUUUGCUUCAUGGGGACAUUAACCUUCACUACACACUUAAUCAGGAGUGACUAAUUCUGCACUUAGUGAAAAAAAGAGGGACCUAAAUUAAGGGUGGCUAUUAAUUGUGACCGGUACUAGUCGAUCUAGCUAGACAUGUUUUGCACAUGAAAGAAAUUAGGCAGGUAGCCAUGCCUGGCCAUCAAUUGUCCACAAGUGAUUUAAGAGAGGCAGGGCAUUAAGCUAGCCAGCCAGCUCUAACACACCCAUUAUAUCCCUAUUUCCACUCAGCUCCCUUGGCCACCAAUUAACCCUUCUACUAUUACUAGUGUUCUCAGUUUCUCACCUCUCUAACAAUAGCACUUAGCAAUUAACCAUCAAAACCUCUUUCGAUCUCUCCCUCUAAACAAGAGAGAGAGGAGGUUAUAAGAGUUAAUUGAAGAGACAUCCAAAAGACAGGCAUAUAGAGGAAGCCCAGCCGGCUAGGUUUUUCCAGACAGCUCUUCGAUCUUCUCUGUGAAUGUUUCUCUCUCAUCUGUAGAGAGAGAAGCUAGAAGCUAGAGUUGCUUGUCCAUUAAUUAUAGGCCAAAAGAAACUUCCAUUGAUUAGAGUAGUAGCUGCAGGAUCCAUCUCUUUGUUGUUUAUAUAUGCAGAGCAAAACGCUUCUCUCCCUCUCUCUCUAGCCAGCGUAGCUCCACUUGUCCCUCUCGUCUCCUCCCGCCAUAAAAACCACAGAGCCAGCCAGCCUCCCUCCCUACCUGCCUUGCCUGCCACUCUCUCUCUCGUCCUCUCUCCCUACGCCUUCCUCUCCUGCUUCGGCGACAUGCAAUCGGCCAUGGAGCUGGUGCUCUUCCGGGAGGAGGGCAUGGAUGAUCGGCAGCAGCAUGCAACUGUAGUGAAGCGGAAGCGCACCAAGAGGCCGCGCCACCACCCGCCGGCGGCCAUGGCGUCCUCCUCCGCUUCCUCAUCCGAUAGCACCACCACCGAGGAGGAGGAUAUGGCCCACUGCCUCAUCCUCCUCGCCCAGAGCGCAGCCCCUCCCGUCGUCGUCGAAGCUAGGUCGUCGACGCCCGCGACGGCGCCGCAAGAGGCAUCGCCUCCGGCCGCCGGGCCGACGCCUGUGGUGGCAGCGACGACGAAGACGGAGAGGUACACGAGCCGCAAGUACACGGAGGCGGCCACCACGGCGGACGGCGUCAGGGCCGGAUUCUACGUGUACGAGUGCAAGACGUGCAACAAGUGCUUCCCCACCUUCCAGGCCCUCGGCGGCCACCGCGCCAGCCACAAGAAGCCACGUAUCGCCGGAGGCGCCGAUGAGGACGCCACAAACACCGCCAUCGUCGCCGUCACCAAGCCUUCCAAGCCGCCGUCAAUGAAGACGGCAUCACCACCGCCGCCGACGAUGACAGCAGCGUCGCCGCCGCUUCCACCACCUGCGCUGGACGCUGCCCCGGACGUCACGACCGUGCUGAGCCUCAACAACGGCGGCAGCCCUGGCAUCAACAACAACAGGAUUCGCGUGCACGAGUGCUCCAUAUGCGGCGCCGAGUUCGCCUCCGGGCAGGCGCUGGGCGGGCACAUGCGGCGUCAUCGGCCACUGCACGCGCCGAGCGCCGCCCCGGUGACCGCGAUCGCCGCGGUAACCACGAAGAAAGACGGGAGCGCCAGCAUCAACCUGGAGCUCGAUCUCAACCUGCCAGCUCCGUCCGACGAGGAGUCUGUCUCGCACCCGCACCCGCCCCCGUCAGCGCCGGCAACUGCGCCGGUGGUGCUCGGCCUUGGGCCGUUCGACAGCGGCAAGAAACGGCUCAUGCUCACCGCCGCCUCCGCCGCGCUGGUGGAUUGCCAUUAUUGAUCGACACGCCCGCGCAGCUGGCCUCGUGAAUUCUUUUUUCUUAACACCGAUUGAUUGGUUGGUUGAUCAUUCUGCUUCUUCAUCUUCUUCUAUACAAAACUACGUAUACUUACAAAUCUGUUCCUUGGCAUGAAUAUAUCAAGGAAAUUGUAAUUAACAUACAGUUGAUUCUUUCCAUUCUUUGGUGUAAGAAGAUUGACUAUAGAAAAUAAUAAUUGACAUUUCGAUGUAUAUGUAUUGUACACACAAGCAUAUUGGCGCUGAAAUAUAUAUUGGAAUGAAGGGAAAUUCCACUUUGUGGCC
Lolium perenne is the source of this 2710-nucleotide messenger RNA. RefSeq lists its product as uncharacterized. NCBI's taxonomy places the organism in Eukaryota, Viridiplantae, Streptophyta, Magnoliopsida, Poales, Poaceae. The record is from RefSeq and is a predicted model, not a curated record.